Mobula hypostoma (lesser devil ray) is the source of this 3522-nucleotide messenger RNA. RefSeq names its product carbonic anhydrase Va (gene ca5a). The transcript has 7 exons. The record is from RefSeq and is a predicted model, not a curated record. Gene Ontology annotation, molecular function: carbonate dehydratase activity; zinc ion binding. Bases 324 to 1190 code for a protein of 288 amino acids. Gene Ontology annotation, cellular component: mitochondrion. NCBI's taxonomy places the organism in Eukaryota, Metazoa, Chordata, Chondrichthyes, Myliobatiformes, Myliobatidae.
GCUACAUGAAGUCAUUAACAACAAAUGUUACCCUCGUUUUUUUCCCGGCGACUAAAGACCUUUAUGUUGAAAUUUAAGGGCUUCAUAAUUUGAUUCGCUGAGGGAGGAGCGCAUGCGCUGUGUUCGAUAAACAUGAAUGGGUGGGUUCAUGUGACAGAAGCAGUUUAGCCGGGAGAUGAAACACAAAACCAAUAGAAGAGCAGGAUAUUUUGCAAUAGAAGUAUUCCUGCACAAACCGGCUGUAUCAGUUACAAUUCUGCUUUGACUAUUUCGAAUCAGAUUUCCAUCCGCUUUGCGCUGAAUUGUAGCAGCGUUGAACCAAAAUGGUGUUUUCUUUCAAGUCAAUUUUUGCUUUUGCAAAACGAUUCCCAAUAAGGCAUAUCUGGAUCCCGAUUAGAAAUUGCAAUCUUGCUUCUUGCACCCGGAACACAAAGACAAGAGAACAAGAACGGCAGAAUUACACAUCUGCCUCAAAUGGAACCCGACAGUCUCCUAUUAACUUAAGCUCUGAUAGGAGUGUGUACGAUCCGCAACUGAAACCUUUGGAGAUUUCCUAUGACCCCAGUAGUUGUCUUUUACUCAGGAACAACGGCUACUUUUUCCAGGUAGAAUUUGAAGACUCAAAAGACAACUCAGUUAUAAGCAAUGGACCACUGCAAAACCAUUACAGAUUAAAGCAAUUCCAUUUUCAUUGGGGUGCAGAAAAUGAUCGUGGAUCAGAGCACACAGUUAAUAAUCAGGUCUAUCCUGCUGAGCUUCAUCUGGUUCACUGGAAUCCAGUGAAAUACAAGAACUGUGAUGAAGCUAUUCUGUCUGAAGGUGGUCUUGCAGUUAUAGGAGUAUUCUUAAAGCUUGGCAGAAGGCAUGAUAGGCUGCAGAAAAUUGUGGAUGCAUUACCGGCUAUUAAAUAUAAGGAUGCAGCAAUUGAUUUCUUCAGUUUUGAUCCUGGAUGUUUGAUUCCAUCUUGUUCUGAUUACUGGACAUAUCCUGGUUCUUUGACAACACCACCACUGACUGAAUCUGUUACCUGGGUCAUUAUGAAGGAUCCAAUUGAAAUUGGUCUUGAACAGCUGGCUGUGUUUCGUAGUUUGUUUAGCACAGCUCCUGGGGAAAAGCAAAAACAUAUGGUGGACAACUAUAGACAAUUACAGCCUUUGUUGAAACGCACAGUCUAUACAACAAUCCCAUGAAAAUAGAUCUCUACAGAAAGGACAUCCGUGAAUGUGGAAAACUGUUUAAACAAAUAUACCUGAGCGCCUUUCUUAUACUUUACGCACAUUAAAUAACUUCUAUGGUUGGGUGAACUGGAGAAAGAAAUAACUUAACCUUCAAAGUCUACAUAUAGGAUCUUCUAAUAUAUAUCAAAAGCUAGACACAAUUCAGAAUAUGUUUAUAUAUUUGGGUGUAUUUUAUAAUUUGGUACAGUUAAAAUUUAUAAUUUUUAUUAUUUGAUGCUGAAAAUUAUAUCUAUUAGGGUGUUUGUAUCAUCUAGAAUGACAGAAAAAAUGUCAAUGUUUUACAAAGAACACUAAAUAAAAGCUAAACCUUGGUCUCAUACUUAUCAAUGGAACAUUGCUUAUAAACUAUAUUUGUAUAAUGUUUAGGAUUUUAUUCAAAAUUAUAGUGAUUGUUGAAGAAAAUGUUGACUGGAACUGUUAAGUUCAUCCAAAGGUGCAUGAUAGAAUGGUGCUACAGCAAUCACUGUUGCCAAUUGGAUGAAAACUUGUCUCUUGUUCUACAGGUAGCAACAGCAUGCCACUUGACUCCUUGUAUUUGUUCUACCAUGCAGAAGAUCAUAACUUAUCUCUUGCCUUUGUGUCACUUUCCUGCACUAACCACCAUAUGCCUUGAUUCUCUUGAUAUAUGACAAUCUAUUGAUCUUUCUUGAAUAUAUAGUAUUCAGCAGCUGAAUAUCCACAGCCCCCUUGGAUAGAGAAUUUCAGUGAAAUUUCCUGUCUCUAUCCUGGAAAGCCAAAGUUGUCAUAAGCAAUGGAAAAUAUGAACUCCACACCUAUCCUUUCUACACCUGCAGUUUAGAAAAAUGAGGGAUCUCAGUAAACUCAAGAGUACAGGUCUGAUUUUGCAUAAUCACUUUUCAUAUGUCAAGUUCAUAAUGUCAAGAAUCAAUAAUGGAUUUUUGCUGCACUCCCUUCAUCACAGGUGUAUCUCUAGAUAGGGAGAACAGACUUCGUGAUUUGUGUACGAAGGUAGCAACGUUUCAAUGAGUUUCAACUUAAAAAAAAUAACUUUUUUAAAUAAGGUGGGUAAUAUUUUUCCACAUUUUACCACCUACAAUAUUCUCACCAAUUUAUCAUCAUCAUCAGGUUUGAGCUUUGACUGCCAUGGCCCACACACUCCUGUUUCGGGUCAAGUGGAUCAGUUCAUUGGUAUUCAUUUCCAGUUCUCUGGCUGCUGUCUCCAUCAUCAUUUGUCUUUGCCUUCCUUUUGCUUUCUUCCCUUCAAUCCUUCCCAUAAUUACUGUGCGUUGUAACUCCUCUUUCCUAAUCACAUGUCCAAUGAAAUUACAUUGCCUUUUCAUGAUCUCAUACAUUAUUUCUCUUUUUGUGCUUGCUCUGUUCAUGGCAUCCUCGUUAGAUAUUCAUUUCGUCCAUGAUGAUCUUUGCAUCCUUUUCAAAAACCACAUCUCUGCUGCUUCAAUUUGUUUCCUCAUGUUACUAGAUAUUGUCCAACAUUCUGAUCCAUAUAACAUAACUGGAUAAAUGUAACAUUUCAGUACUCUGAGGCAGGUUGUCAUGCCUAGUUUAGUGUUGGUCAGUAUACUCUUCAUUCUCGUAAAGGUGUCUUUUGCCAUCCCUAUUCUUCUUUUGAUGUCCAUGUCGCACCUGCCAUCUGAUAUCACCCAGCUUCCUAAGUAGCAAAAGUUCUGUACUUGUUUUAUGUCUUCCCCAUUUAUUUUCAGUCUGCAGAUAGGAUUCUCCUUUUUGGAUAUCACCAUAUAUUCUGUCUUUUUGCAAUUGAUAGAUAGACCCAUUUUUGCACUUUCGUCAACUAUAUCAAUUAAGUUUUGUAGUUCUUCCUCCGUACUUGCAAUUAACACAGUGUCAUCCACAUAUCUGAAAUUAUUGAUGUUUUCACCACCAACUUUGGUUCCCAAGAUCUUUCUUUUUUUGUAAUGUUGUUUCAUUGUACACAUUAAACAGAUCAGGGGAGAAAACACACCCUUGUCUAAUGCCUCCCUUGAUUUUCGUAAACUGACUCACUUCUCCAUCUAUUCUUACAGCGGCAGUUUUUUCCCAGUACAGAUUUCUGAUUAGGCGGAGGUCUUUCGAAUCUAAAUCUAGAGUUUCCUGUAAUAUUUCAGGUAACUUAUUGUGCUUCACUUUAUCAAAUGCUUUUGUGUAGUCGAUAAAACAAACAAACAAAUCUUUUUGCAAUUGAAUAGCUUGUUCUGAUAGUAUCCAUAACAUUAAUAUCAUGUUCCUCACCACCUAUUUAUAUUUAUUUAGAGCCUCUCUGCAUGUCAACCAGCUUUGUAUCAUUAGUAAAUGUGGAUAGACUCUU